AUGUUUCCGUGUAAAUCAAUUUGAAAACGGGCAUUUUAAUUUAUGUGACUUUAUUUUUAUGAGUGUUGACGCUUUUAUUGGCAAAAGUGAUUAAAACGAGAUCUUCGAAUACCGCAAAUAAACACAUCUGUGUUUUACAUCAUGUUUUCGAAAUUGCGUAAGAAUGCAAUAUUUCCAGUGCCCUCUCCAGUAAGACCGUCAAUUCCACACUGUCAAGUUCCGAUUCGUACAUUCCAAAGGUCUCGAUCAGAGCAGCGACCAUUGCCAAUAAUUCCUUUAGAAGCUGAACCAGUGAGACGAGAACCUACCAGACAAUAUUCUACGUACCACAACCGUGGACAUAACCGAGUACGUGUACAAUCACCGGUGAAUAAUAAUUCAUCUACUACAAGCGACAGCGACAAUAAUGAUAUUGAAAGGGACCACCUCAAUUCUCAUUCAUUAGUUAAGAAUCCAUUCUGUCCAGAUCUCUUACAUUCUUGUCCAGCCCAUUUAACACAAUCAACUUCACCAGCCGACCCACAUCAACCAAAAUCCGCACAACUGCACGAAGAGGACUAUGUGGAGAUCGAUGAAAUCCGUCAAACCGUGUCGACGUUAAGCAUCGACAAUAAUGACCCUUUCAACACAAAUUCUACCAAUUUUCCAAACCGUUUUGCUGAGGGAAAUGCAAUAUGCAUAGAUCCGAUCGAGCCGCUGAAACAGGCAAUGGGACAAAGUUUGAGCCAACGUAGGCCAAAAAUUUCAUUAACAUGGGUUCUGCGAGGUGAACAGCAACCGGCCAAUCCAUCGACAAUAUUACAUGUCGAUGGCCCGGAGAAUCGUACACGCGAAAAGAAAAAAUUUCGGAGUAAAAGUAAAGACACUGGUGAACGUUUGUUUAGUGAAAAAUAUGUUACUGAAGUUGAGAAGAUCGGUGACUCUGGCCUGAACAAUAAUGGACAACGAGUUGUUAGUGAAUUGUUGUAUGUCUGUAGCAAAAAUACCGGUGAAAGUUCGUCAAUUGAUGGAUACACAAGUGAUCGUUGUGGUAGUCGAAAUGAACGGUGUCGAAGGAGUGAUAAGCCGAAGAUUUCGUCGAAAUUUUCGAUGAUCAAAAAUAAUUUAAAUCAUUUUGCGCCCGAAAAAAGUGAUCAUUUUAAAGAUAAAACAAUUGCUCUGAAUGGCGAAAGUGCAUCUCGCGAUGGAAACCGGAGCGAUGUUAAUAUUAAUGGAGAAUAUAUCAAACCGACGUAUUCAGAACCAUCGCUGUGUACUGAAGGACAGAGUCGUCGACACAGACAUCGGCGAAGGAGGAAUAGAUCACAACGGUUUGGAUACGAAAUCAGAAAUGUAGACGAUUUUUUGUCAAAGUGCUCCUUGUCAUCACCAGGGAACAUUCCUGUCGUUUUGUCAUCAUCGAGCACUUUAUACCAGACAAAGCCCGGUGGAUAUCAAAUCGAAAUCCCAUUACCAUUGGGGAUGGUUGUGAAUGCAGUUUUCAAAAAUCAAAACUGGUUGUAUGUUCAAACACCACAUGCAGAAGAGGGAUAUGUGUGCUACAAAUACAUCAUGCCGUUGGGGAUAAUACCGCAUAUGAGAUCAACAUCAACGGUUAAGCCUCCGUGCUGGGAGACAAGUGGAUUCCCGAAACCAUGUGGUAAUAUGACUGACAGUGAAAAAGAGAUUCGAUUACGCGGUGGAACCAGAAGUGAAGGUGCUCGUACUCCGCGGCUACGCCGAACUACUAAGCAGUGUGGCGAGAAGAAUGUCGAUCUACUGUAUUUAAGAGCAGCCAGUCAGCCCAAGCUUCAGGAAAAGUCUUAUGCCCAACUCAAAUCAACCAGUAAAAUGUGCAAAUCAGCGACUGCAUCCUCGGAGAAACCUAAUGACGAUUAUGUGUUACUGCAACACAAAAAGCCGCCAAUCUAUCCGCAAAAUAAUAUCAAACCAAUUAUCAACACACGAAACAGCACAAGAUCUCUCCGGCAAACAUUAUUGGCCGUGACAGAGAAUUUUGUUUCCACAGCUAUAUCAGUAAAGAAAGGAGAUGUGGUCACAUUGUUGGCUUGCAAGCAAAUACAAGAUAAGCGGUUGCAACAACCGAUUCAAUGGUUCUUUGUUAGGUCCAGAGACGGACAGGAAGGAUUUAUUCCGGCUGAAGUUGCUGGUCACGGAUUCUUAUAGUUGUUUUUUUUUACCAAAAAGAAGUAUUACAUUUAAUUAACGCAUGCACGAAUAUAACGAGUUAUUUAUAGGUGUUGUUAGAAAGUUUUUGCUAAUAAAGUCUCGGAUUAACUGAAUUCCACAAAUUGUAGAAAU
This is a messenger RNA of Bradysia coprophila, 2301 nucleotides long. RefSeq lists its product as uncharacterized. The record is from RefSeq and is a predicted model, not a curated record. Lineage: Eukaryota; Metazoa; Arthropoda; Insecta; Diptera; Sciaridae. Gene Ontology annotation, molecular function: protein binding.